Messenger RNA from Blumeria graminis f. sp. triticale, 1056 nucleotides. Lineage: Eukaryota; Fungi; Ascomycota; Leotiomycetes; Helotiales; Erysiphaceae. The record is from the annotation of a GenBank genome assembly.
AUGAAUGCAGUUGAUGGAUCAGAUCAUUAUGAAGCCACAGCCGAAGGUCCAUUGCCCUCGCUCCUUGUAAUUGUUUUGGAUACAAAUCCGCAUGCCUGGGCAUUGUUAGCUUCGACUUUAUCUCUUCCAAAAGCAGUGGCCAAUAUCCUUGUCUUUAUUAACGCACACUUGGCCUUCAAUAAUGCGAAUCAAGUGGCAGUAGUUUCUAGUCAUUGUCAUCGCGCAGUUUGGCUAUACCCUCGACCACAAUCAAAAUCUGAAGAUAUUGAUAUGCCCGAUGUACCUGAGCUUGUCCACGAGAAUUCGAAGAAAUAUCGUCCUUUUGCACUCAUUGAAGCUAGCCUUCUGUCUUCUCUCCGUGAACUCAUCGCUACUACCACGGAAACGGAUGUUAUCACAACAAUAACCACCCAGAUGGCAGGUGCUCUGACACUUGCGUUAUCCUACAUCAAUAAAGCUUCAACAAAUUAUUUUGGCAAAUCAGACACAGAACCUGCACUUAGCAGUGGCGAAACAAGUGAUCGAUUAUCUGGACUACAAAGUCGCAUUUUAAUUAUUUCUGUUUCAGGAGACCUGGCACAUCAAUACAUUCCAAUUAUGAAUACGACGUUUGCCGCCCAGCGACUUAAGGUUCCAAUUGAUAUUUGUAAACUAGCUGGUGAUACCAUAUUUUUACAACAGGCCUCAGACGCCACCAAAGGUAUAUACAUUCAUCUACGAAGCCCACAAGGACUUUUACAGUAUUUGAUGAUGGCAUUUCUUCCAGAUCAAUCAAGCCGGAAACAUUUAGUGGCCCCGACGCAGGAAAAAGUUGACUUUAGAGCUGCCUGCUUCUGUCAUAGAAAGGUGGUUGAUGUGGGUUUUGUGUGCAGUAUUUGCCUCAGUAUCUUUUGCUGUCCUCCUGAAGGAAACAUCUGUCUGACUUGUUCAACACACCUUACAUUAGGAGACUAUGGCGCCAAGCCAGCCGUCGUCUUGCGGAAAAGGAAAAAGCGUAGAAAGAUAAACGGGAUUGAAACGGAAGGCACAAGCUCUACUCAAAUUCCAAAAAGAUAA